This is a messenger RNA of Closterium sp. Yama58-4, 519 nucleotides long. The record is from the annotation of a GenBank genome assembly. NCBI's taxonomy places the organism in Eukaryota, Viridiplantae, Streptophyta, Zygnematophyceae, Desmidiales, Closteriaceae.
AUGCAGCCGACUUCGACGAAGGAGGCAUCGGCAGCAGAGUGGCCGACAGAGGAGCAGGCAGCUAUGAAGCCGACCACGAAGCAGUCGGCGACCGGCCAGUCGGCAGGGGAGCCGACCACAGGGGAGACGUCGGAAGGGAAGCCUACUGAGGUGCAGCAGGACGAUGAGGGCAGUGAAGCCGGUGAUGAUGGAGGGGACGUCGAGGAGUCCACCAACAGCGAUGUUGUGGAGGUCCCGACCAGACCGCGGCAGUCUGGCCGAAUUCGGAGGCCACCCAACUUCUACGUACCGGCUGCCUUCACCACGGCGUACGACAACGACGACGUCGGUCUGGCGUACGAUGACGCUGAGGACGACAAGGAGUUUCCGGAGCUCGACCCCGACAUGCAUGCCGGCCCUGAGCACCGUUCGGACAUCUCCACGAUGACGGUGAAGGAGGCGUUGGCGAGCUGGAAGGGCAAGGCGGUGAAGGCCACCAUGGAGGAGGAGAUCCGCAGCAUCCUCAGCAUGGGGUCGUAG